Messenger RNA from Venustampulla echinocandica, 1941 nucleotides. RefSeq lists its product as uncharacterized. The transcript has 6 exons. Gene Ontology annotation, molecular function: zinc ion binding; DNA binding. Lineage: Eukaryota; Fungi; Ascomycota; Leotiomycetes; Helotiales; Pleuroascaceae. The record is from RefSeq and is a predicted model, not a curated record. Bases 1 to 1941 code for a protein of 646 amino acids. Gene Ontology annotation, biological process: DNA-templated transcription.
AUGGAAUUCGGCCUGGGAUUAUUUGAAGAAGAAGUGAUUGCAGCACUUGGGCAGGACCAGGAGGAGAGGCCGUCGAAACGGGCAAAGCAUAAUGAUGCUGAUAGUCCUGAGGUGGAGGCAGAGGUACAGUUGGAGUGUCUGUCCAGGAUUGAUGCUCCCCCGGCUUAUGAGCAAUGGCUUGACUAUCCGGCUUAUGAGCUUGAUCAUAAAGCUCCCCUUUUCGGUAUUACGCGACAGGGCAGCCCAGGAAUUGGCGACAUCCUCGUUAGCGAUGAUGAGGAGAAAGUAGGAUAUGGUACUGAUCCCCAAUGCGGUUUGCCAUCUUUUUUUCGUCCAAGUUUAGGUAUGACUACUGCGCUUUUAGAGUCCUAUCCUAGGGGGAAAAGGAAUAGGUCUCCCAUCCUUCCACAAUACGGAGACAGUUUCUCUAUGGGACUUGGACUUGGUGGGCACGACAGACUAGACCUCGCACCAAACUUUUACUUCUACGCCAUCAAAUCAACCUUGCUACCAAUUCGGAGGGUACAGCAUGACCUUGUCAUACUGUACUUCCAGUACAUCCAUCCCUUGUUUCCGCUGGUAGAUGAAUACUACUUCAUGGAGACAUAUCGAAGAUAUCGAGGCCGGGAACAGUACAUGGACCCGUCUGAUUUUAUGAUAUUUCAGGCGAUAAUGGCCGCGGGAUUUGGACAUAUCAGCGAGGCGCAAUUACAGCGGACCCCGUAUAGGUCUGUCCAUGAAGGGCAGGAAGCUCAAUUCGAUCAGGUAAAGGCGCGAUACUGGUCAGCACCUCUGGCCGACCCUGUAGUGCUCACCCAGAUAUGUCUCAUAAUAAGUCUUUGGAGUCCCGGCCCUGCUGGCAUGCAAAACAACAGCUACUGGCUCAAUAUGGCUUUCAAACAUGCCACCAGUGGCCAACUGUGGAAAUCUCAGCCAACUUCUGAUGGUCGGCCAUGCCGUCGACGACUUCUCUGGUGGUGCUGCUUGGUUCGGGAUCGCGUUCUAGCACUUGGUAUGCGGCGCCCGUAUCGGCUACACAAAGCUCCUUUUGAGGAGGAAAUGAUAUCACAGGUUGAUUUUGGGAUGGAAGCGACAUCGCCAUUAUUCACAGCUCUUGAAUCGAAACAAGCUUCCAUGCUUGCGUUUAUUUGGCUGUGCAAACUUAGCGAAAUUAUGGCGGCCAUUGCGGUAUUUCAGCGGCGGAAUAAAUUCUCACGGGAAUGGGCUGGUGAAAGCGCUGGCACGAGUACGGAAGAGCUGCAAGAUGUCAGAGCGUUUGAUGAAGAUUUAAGUCAAUGGAAGGAGGGGUUUGAGGCCGAAGCCGUUGGCCUAAUAGAACAUGGCGACCAGGAUGUUGCAGUGCCAUUCAGUGUUUUGCGAAUUGUUGGAAAUUCCCUUCUUGCGGUGUUAUAUUCACCUUAUCUACACCUCUCCUCGAACGAGGAUACAUCUUUGGUAGGCAACAGCCUCGACCCUUUACAGCGAAUGAAAGAUGCCGCUCAGGGAGUCGAGUCGAGCGUCGUUGGUCUGAUAUCCACCAAGAAGAGCGACACCCUCCCAAAUUGGCUAGUAUCAUGGGUAACCCUGCCCGCGGCCAUAUACCACGUAACACAGCACGUGCAGAACAACUCCUCGCCAGAUCGAGUCCUUAUGCCCACCCUCAAUCGCUUUAUGAGAAGAACCACAGGCGCCCAAGCCAUGUUCCUGACUCUAACGAAGGCGACAAAGGAGUUCCUACAAAGGCUUAAGGAAACCCACAAUAAUAGCAGCCAUGGAACAGCUGCGGCGAAAUUUGGACGCCCACUGGCACCAGCACCGGAUGUGAGUCAAUCCGAGUCUAAGGAUGCUGUGCGGUGCGAUAGGGGAAAUAGGAUUAAGGAAGCGAGGAUAUUGGCUCAUGUUACAAAGGCGUUGGAUAUAGCGUUGGAAAAUAACUGUUAG